GGCGGCACUAACUUUCUUCUCCUAACCCUCAAUAUAAACCCAUAAUUUUGAUCACUACAUUGCUCAAAAGCAUAGCAGACGAACUCAAGAAUCCUCCAAAUACUUCCAUGUCUAAGCCGAGGUUGGAGGGUAAGGUAGCACUGAUCACGGGUGCAGCCAGCGGAAUCGGUGAGGAGACAGCAAGGUUAUUCGCUGAAAAUGGAGCAAGCGUGGUCGUUGCAGACGUUCAAGACGAGUUGGGCCAUCGAGUUGUUGAGUCGAUCGGCACAGACAGAGCGAGUUAUCUUCACUGCGAUGUGAGGGACGAGAAACAAGUGGAGGAAGCAGUGAGUUACACCGUUAACAAAUACGGAACCUUGGACGUCAUGUUCAGCAACGCCGGGAUUUUAGGCCCUUUAGGUGGCAUCCAAGAACUCGACCUCACCGCCUUAGACAACCUCAUGGCCAUCAACGUUCGCGGCGCUGCUGCGACAAUCAAGCACGCUGCCCGAGCCAUGGUGGCCAGAAACAUACGCGGGUCAAUCAUCUGCACAACGAGUGUGGCGUCCUUGGUGGGAGGAUCCGGACCAUGUCCCUACACCAUGUCGAAACAUGCGCUUCUGGGUUUGGUCCGGUCAGCGUGUAGUGAGUUAGGGGUUUACGGGAUCCGGGUCAACUCGGUUUCACCGUUCGGAGUCGCGACCCCUCUUUCGAUGAAUCCUUUCCAUAUGGCGGCAAGUGAAGUAGAGGAGUCUAUUUCUGCCGUCGCCAACUUGAAAGGCGUAGUGUUGAAGACGAAGCAUAUUGCAGAUGCAGCUCUGUUUCUUGCUUCUGAUGAAUCCGCUUACAUCAGCGGCCAUAACUUGGUUGUUGACGGCGGCGUCACCGUUAAUAUUAACGUUGCAGCGCCCAAUAAAUAGGUCCCGUUGGCUUUGACUUUCGCCGGCGACUUUUAUCAGAUUGGAAUGGAACUGUUAUGAUUUAAGUGGAUGAAUUUACCAUCAGUGAAAUAAUGUCAAUUUUUCAUCUCUAAUUAUUUUUAUGUUAAUUUUAGUUUAUAUAAAUUUGCAUAAAAAAGAAGAUUAUAAUUUAUAAUCAA
This is a messenger RNA of Carica papaya (papaya), 1078 nucleotides long. Its product is annotated as short-chain dehydrogenase reductase 3b-like. NCBI's taxonomy places the organism in Eukaryota, Viridiplantae, Streptophyta, Magnoliopsida, Brassicales, Caricaceae. The record is from RefSeq and is a predicted model, not a curated record.